This is a messenger RNA of Ailuropoda melanoleuca (giant panda), 4522 nucleotides long. It is a transcript of the gene VPS36, whose product is annotated as vacuolar protein sorting 36 homolog. Gene Ontology annotation, cellular component: late endosome membrane; ESCRT II complex. The transcript is spliced from 14 exons. The coding region runs from base 65 to 1225 and encodes 386 amino acids. NCBI's taxonomy places the organism in Eukaryota, Metazoa, Chordata, Mammalia, Carnivora, Ursidae. Gene Ontology annotation, molecular function: phosphatidylinositol-3-phosphate binding; ubiquitin binding. The record is from RefSeq and is a predicted model, not a curated record. Gene Ontology annotation, biological process: protein transport to vacuole involved in ubiquitin-dependent protein catabolic process via the multivesicular body sorting pathway.
CACUCGGCUGAUCGCCCCCGAGCGCCGGCGCGGGCGAGCGGCGGAGGCCGGCCUGUUGGCGGCCAUGGACCGCUUCGUGUGGACCAGCGGCCUCCUGGAGAUCAACGAGACCCUGGUGAUCCAGCAGCGCGGGGUGCGCAUCUACGACGGCGAGGAGAAGAUAAAAUUUGAUGCUGGGACCCUCCUUCUUAGUACACACCGACUAAUUUGGAGAGAUCAGAAAAAUCAUGAGUGCUGCAUGGCCAUUCCUCUUUCCCAGAUUGUGUUCAUUGAAGAACAGGCAGCUGGAAUUGGGAAAAGUGCCAAAAUAGUGGUUCAUCUUCAUCCAGCUCCAGCCAGCAAAGAGCCCGGCCCGUUCCAGAGCAGUAAGAACUCCUACAUCAAACUCUCGUUCAAAGAACACGGCCAGAUUGAGUUUUACAGGCGUUUAUCCGAGGAAAUGACACAGAGAAGAUGGGAGAAUAUGCCAGUUUCUCAGUCAUUGCAAACAAAUAGAGGACCCCAGCCAGGAAGAAUAAGGGCUGUAGGAAUUGUAGGCAUUGAAAGGAAAUUGGAAGAAAAAAGGAAAGAAACGGACAAAAACAUUUCUGAGGCCUUUGAAGACCUCAGCAAGCUAAUGGUCAAGGCUAAGGAAAUGGUGGAGUUAUCAAAAUCAAUUGCUAAUAAGAUUAAAGAGAAGCAAGGUGACAUCACAGAAGAUGAGACCAUCAGGUUUAAAUCCUAUUUGCUGAGCAUGGGAAUAGCUAACCCAGUUACCAGGGAGACCUAUGGUUCCGGCACCCAGUACCAUAUGCAGCUGGCCAAACAGCUGGUUGGGAUACUGCAGGCGCCGCUCGAGGAACGAGGGGGAAUAAUGUCACUCACGGAGGUGUACUGUUUGGUAAACCGAGCUCGAGGAAUGGAAUUGCUCUCACCAGAAGAUUUGGUGAAUGCAUGCAAGAUGCUGGAAGCGCUAAAAUUACCUCUCAGGCUCCGAGUUUUUGACAGUGGCGUCAUGGUCAUUGAGCUUCAGAGCCACAAGGAAGAGGAAAUGGUGGCCUCAGCCUUGGAGACAGUUUCAGAAAAGGGAUCCCUGACAUCAGAAGAGUUUGCCAAGCUGGUGGGAAUGUCUGUCCUCCUGGCUAAGGAAAGGUUGCUUCUUGCAGAGAAGAUGGGCCAUCUUUGCCGAGAUGAUUCAGUGGAAGGCUUGCGGUUUUACCCAAAUUUAUUUAUGACACAGAGCUAAGGGUUUUGUAUUUCAAAUACUUCUUGUUCAUCUACUUGUAUCAUGUAGAAGUUGUAGGAUGUUGAGCUCAGAGUAAACCCUGAUAAACUGAGAAUUUCUGGAACUUUAUACUAUAAUAUAAAACCCUUUUAAUUUCUCCCUAAAUAUUGUGGUCCAGGAAGUUUACUUGGGAUAAAUAUAGGAAAAUACAGAAAACUGAACGCCACAAUGAAUUUGAAAUCAUGCUAUAGUUGUAUAGAACCAUCAGAGUGUAACUUGAAAUAUGGUGGACUUUGACUUGAUCCUCAAAUAUGACCAUUUUUUUAAAGAAGGGAGUUCAGUUAAUGGGGGAAGAAAGAAGUUGCAUGUUUGGACAGGUUAGUGGUGUGACUAAAAUUCAUUGAAUUAUAAACAGUUUUUCUCUGCAUCUAAUGUGCCCAUUUGGGGGCGGGGGGUGGUUCAUGAAGCAAGUCCUACUGUCAAGGUAGCUUAAGAACUGGCAGCAUUGGGAUGGAACAUGAAACUGCAGAAGGCCAUCUGAGGCUCCCUUGCUAAGGGCUUUUCUUUAGAAGCAGUCAAAGCGUGUCUUCAACAGAUACCUUAAAAAAGGAGAAAAUUGUAUUUGACUUAUGUAUAUAUAAUCUGACUCAUCUUUUUUUCAAGUGAUGAUUUCACGGCUGGCAUUUAAAGAAUGCGGCUAUCUCAUUUUGUUUAAAAAAUGCUGUGGAUUUUGAAACUGAAUUAACAAGCUGUAUAGACACGCCCAGAGAUAUGAUUACAAAUUUGGAAAGUAGAGGGCUGAGGAAUUCCCUAGGAUUGUGUGGGUGGAGGGGCCCGGAGAACCUCUAAGUAGCUUAACAGGAACCUUGGUGCUCUUUGACCUCGAAAGCCAAGGACAGGAACAAAGAAGGUGGACAAGUAAUCGGUCUCCUUUUCCUUCCCUUAAGGAGUUUCAACAAGGAACUUUAAAAAAUUUUUCAUAUUCCAGCAAUAUUUUUUUGUCCUUACCCCAUACGUUGGAAGUUGCGUAGAGAAACUAUCUCACUGAAAAGUAUUACUGAGAUAACAAAAACUGGCUGAUAUUGAACGUAGAUUGCUUGAGUUCUAAAGUGGACUGCCUGACUUCCUAUGUUACUGCUGUCCAGCAUACGGUGUGCUGGCAUUGCCUCAAACUCAGGGACCCCACAGGGACGGAAGGAGACUCCCCUUCUAAGACUCUGUUGAAAAGGGAAAGUAGUGAUGGUUUUCGGCCACGCCUCCAGAAGGGAUAGUGCCUGUAUUGAGCUAACUGUUGUGACCAGCCGGAGGGGACACCCCGGCUCACACGCUGGGAUCCAAAAGACCUUGUCACUGAGUGAGGUGGAGGCCACUGCCAGAGACCACUACAGAUGCCCUUUGGGGAAGUUGCAGGGAUCCUUGGCUGCAGACCCAGGGAAUCCCUACCCCUGCAGCCGGAGUCAGUCCCUGCCCCCGCCUGCAAAAAGUGGCUGUUGCCGCUUCACAUCCUCCAGCGUCACGGGAACGUCUUGGCUAAAUCCUGCCUGUCUUCAUUUUCUGAACCUGUCGCUGAUGCUACGGUGUGAUGACAGAUCCCCUCAGUUUCUCAUUAGCUCAGCCUCAGGUUUGUGCGGGGGGAAUUCAGUGUCUGGCUGCCCGUGUCUUUCAGGCCAUUGUGUAAACUUGUUUGUAUGGCUCUCCCAUUUCAGGGUUGUACUCACCCUGCUCCGGCAAACAUGUGCACGCACAUUCAUAUGCACACACACACACACACACACACACACACACGGUAUCUCAUCUGGCUGAGGUUUUUAAAAAAUUACAAAGGUAAAUAACAAUCUGUUUCAGCAGCUGGAAUGAGUUGCAACUAAGAUUGUUUGAGCUACUGGAUCUAGCUCUUACGGUGUGGAUUCAUUACAGCGAACUCCCACGGUUCAACAUAUUAAUUUACAUUAGUGUGACAACACAUUAAAAAAAAAUGGAGCAAUCUAAAGUGUAUAAAGUGAACUAAAGAGGAAGAAAAGUGACAUGUGAAUAUAUUUUGGAAAUGUCACAUGAAUUAACAAAACAAGUAGUUCUUUGCGGUUUUAUUUUUAAAGUGGGCAUUCUUCACUGUUUUCAGACCUCUGCGUGUAUAUUUUUUAUGCCCCCCCCUUUUUUUUGCCAAAUAGGGUGUUAUAGAGGUUAUGUUUAAAUACAACCAAUCAGGCCCUAAAUGCAAAAAAAUUAAUCUUGGUGCUUAUCACUGGUAUAAUUAUUAUUUUUGCUUUAUUAACUUUGCUCUUAGGAGCAUAAAUUUGUUUGUAGCUUUACAAUAAUGGAAUUUUUCUAGUCACUUACUGUCAAUUUUUUUACAUUGUACAAGUAAAGAUUGUUUUCAGGGUUAAAUGAUUGGAAUUAAUGUAUAUAGAGUAAAAUUACUGGAAAACUUUUAAAUGAUUUUUCUUAACUUGGUGUUCUUUUUAAAAUACUCUUUGAAAAAAUAUAUGAAAGUGAUAUAAUGAGAAUAAGCCAGUAUGUUAAGAUUUUUUUCUUUAUUUAUGACCUCAAGAUCUUACUGUUUUAGUUUUUUUUUAAAGAAAACAAUGGGAAAUGGCUCAUGAACUGUUUUUUUGUUUUUUGUUUAAAUUCUUGAUGUGAAUUCCAUUGUUGACUGACCUUGCGUAUUCACAUGAAUGUACUGUCCCUUGUUCCCUUUAACCAGACUAGCCUGAGCAGACAUGGAUUUGUCAUGGCCUCUUUCUUGUGCUCUGCCCAGCAGUCUCAGCGUUUUCAUUUUGGUACGGUGGAGACACAACUCAUAAGCUGGUUAGAUUUUUAGACUGUGCCUCAGAAUUAAAUCAAGCAUGCUCAAAAUGAUCCCUGAAAAUUUCUUAAAUUGCCAGUGAAGUUCUCUGUAUAGUCUUACAAUUAGAAUCCCUGUAGAGUGAUACACGGGUAUGAAUAUAUUAUGAAUAUAGUAAGUAUACUAUAUACAAUAAAAACUACAUAGCAUCAGUAGACUUAUAACACCAAUAAUUAAACUAUUUAAAUGUGUGUCCUUUUUGGUUUUUGGCCACUAGAUAUGCUUGAAUUUAUGUAAAUUUGUUGCUAAUCCCACCCCUUAUGAUAGAUCUAGUGUGAACUCCACAAGGGGAGAGAUUUUUAUCUGGUUUGUUCAUGGGUAUACCUCAGAGCCUAGAACAGGGCCUGGCACACAGGAAGCAUUCAAUAAAUAUUAACUGAAUGAAUGAACUCUGAUGUAUAUAACUAUUUAUAACCUGGUUCCAUUUAUCCUACUUUAUCUCCCAUUCAAUUCAAUAAAAAAAAUUUUUUUUAAAU